AGGAACGCCUGGCAUUAUUCUGAUGGCAAAGGGAAGAAGAAGUCUGGAUUUCUGUUUCAUUAAAUUGUUACAUGGUGAAAGUUUACUGCAAUGUUGAAAUUUCUACUUCUUGUUAAUAAGCAAGGACAUACACGCGUUUCACAAUACUACGAACACUUGGAUCUGGAAGAAAGAACGAAUAUGGAAGCUGAGAUAACGCGAAAAUGUUUGGCAAGGAGUGACGACCAGGUUAAAAAAGCAUCUUCUCUUAAGAAACUCAGGAAAAAAUAUUUUUAAUACUCUCUGUACUCACGAGUAUGAGUAUUUAUUUGAAUAUAUUUGACAUACCCUUGGUUUCAAUUUUUUUCUGAUCAAACUUUUAUUUUGCUUCGUUUUAUCGGGUGAUAACUGAUGAUCAGCGGUCAGGUAAAAUUUGAAUCCUUAUUUUCCUCAACAGUGUCCUUUUAUGGAAUUCAAGAAUUUCAAGGUUGUCUACAGGAGAUAUGCCUCACUACUCUUCAUAGUUGGUGUUGAUUCAGAUGAGGUAGGUUUCUUUAUUCACAUUUAACCUUAGUUCAAUAUUUAGAAUUUUUACUGAUAUAUGCAAUUAAGUGACCAUGCUAAUUGUAACCUAGCUGUAAUUAUUGAUUUUUAUUUUGAAUUCACUUUGAAAUUCCCUCCCUGCAUAUGCUAACCAAAUAUAUAAGUUCUGAUAGUACAAAAAUGAUAAGGCACUUCAAGUGUAAGAAUUAAACCUCUCACCAAUCAGUCCAAUCACACUGUGUGAACACAAAAUACUAAAGCUUUUGCAAAGUUGGGGUCUCCAUACAUAAACCGAAGUAAUGUUCUUUUUGUGGUUGAUUUUUACUGAUUCACCCCAAAUAACCUUUGCUUGUGUCACCUGUUUUUUGUUUCGUAAGGUAUUAGCUAUAAAGCUUUCUUACUUCUAGGGUGAACUUAUUUAAUUUUCAAUUCAGACUCUAGGAGAUAACAUUUGAACCAAAUUUCUCUUUGCAGAAUGAAUUGUCAAUACUCGAGUUCAUUCAUAACUUUGUAGAGACUUUGGAUCGGUAUUUUUCUAAUGUGGUGAGUUUCAAGAUACUUUUAUUUUAGCAGUUUAACCCUUUAACUUCCAUGAGUGACCAAGGCACAAUUUCUCCUCACAAUAUCAAUACAAUAUCAAGCAGACAAGUGAUGAGAAUAAAGGAAAAUAGAAAUUUAGGGAAUAUAAGUUGAUCCAAUACCAAAUUCUCCAAACUAACAUCACCAGAACUGUAUGGCAGACAGUAAGGAGAAUUACUAAUGAGAUCUUGGGAGUGAAAGGGUUGAAGUUUUCCCUUCUAGUGAACGUUUUUUAUUUUAAAGGACAUAGCAACAAUGACAAAGUACAAAACUGUGAUCUUAUUAAAACAGCACCGAUGAUACAGGAAAUCUUUGGUCCACACUUCUUAAAAUUAAGUGAAGUGUAUAACUUAAUACAUUGGAUAAUCAAGUCUUUAUGAACUGAGUUGAUAAUGUAAAUUGGCCACUGUAGAGAGUUUCAUAAGCUGAUGUUUCAAGCAUUAGCCCCUUGUGAGAGCAAAGGACAAACACUCCAAACAACUGUAACUCCCUAACUCUCGAAGGGCCAAUGCCUGAAACAUCCUUUAGAUACUCUUUAUGGUGGCCAAUUUACAUCUCUUUUAUUAUCAGGUCAAUUGAUAAAACUAUGUUUUCUUGUUAUACCCCUUGCCAAUACAGUACUGCAGUAUAUUUAGAAACUUAUCCCCUUUAUUUACUUAACCCUUAAACUCCCAAGAUCUGAUUGUUAAUUCUCCCCUCUAGCUGCUACAUAUAUCCUUGUAAAUCAGGUAUGAGAAUUUGGUGUAAGAUCAAGAUAACAACUUCUACCUGAUAAGUUUGGGUAUUCUCAUCACCCGUUUGCUGGAUAAUGUAAAGAUAUUAUAGGGAGAAGUUAGAUGUUAAUCACUUCUAGGAGUUUAAGGGUUAAAGAAGUAACAUGAAUCUCUCUCUUUGUUUAUUUUCAGUGUGAAUUGGAUGUAUCCUUGUUAUUAGUGUUUUUAACCCUUUGCACCCGGACAUUAGCAUGCAUAUCUAUUUUCCAUACUGCUCUCUCUACAUCUUGUAAGGUGCUGACAAGGAGAAUUUGUUUAACAAUCAAGAGCUCCUUCAGUCAGUGAUCACUUCUGUUAUUCUCGUGACCUUAAGGGGUGUGGUUUAGGAGUGUAGGGAGAAAUUAAAUGCUAAUCACUAGCAUUUAUUUCUAUGUAAAGAAGACAAAUAUACCCAGUGGCUGGUAUAUCAUAUUGAAAUAUCUAAUAAAACUAAUCCAAAAUGCAUAUUCAAUAUUAAUAAUUAUUACAAUUAUUAUUCACUAUUAAUAAUUGUUAUACACCCUUGAUUUCCUUAGUUUCCCUUGCUCCUAAUACUGUAUGUUGUGAUAGGCCAAUUAUUGAUCACAUGACUUAUAAUAUGUGUGAUUAAUAAUCAUGAUGGAUGUUUGAUCCUCUCAGGAUGAAACAUUGAUCAUGAUAAACACGGUCACCAUCAUUAUCAUCAGUAUCAUUAUUAUCUGUUCUAAACACACAAGCAAGGUACUAAUGAACUCCUUUGUCUCCAGCCAAGACUCUUCUUUGCCUUUUCCUUGAUUGUACCUUAAAUCUUUAGAUUAUGUUCAACCUGGAUAAAGUACACAUGAUCUUGGAUGAAAUGAUCAUGAAUGGAGAGAUAUUGGAGACAAAUAAGAACAGAAUACUUGCACCUGUUUCUGUAUUAGACAAUUCAAACAGCUGAUCUGUUGGGAUUUGAAGAUUUUGUCCUUGGAACCUUUGCAAUAAGAGCAUCAUCUUGUCAAUGAAAUGAUCAUAGAUCAAGGGAUAAUGGAUAGGUGUCCUGAAAACAAAAACCUGAGAAGCUGUGAUCCUGAAAGUUAGUGCUCUUUAUCUCAUCAUAAUUUGAUAUGAAUCAUUUACUCAGAACUCAGUGCAGAUGUGUGAUUAUAUAAGAGUCACAUGGGAUACAGUUAUAAAUAUUAUUCCGAGAAUUGUCUUAUAUUUGUUCCUUCAGCUGGCUCAAUUAGAUAACUGCAUGCAUAUGGAAGUACUUAUUGUAUAUUUGUGAUAAGUUUUGCUGUUACAGUUCAGUUCUUGGCUUGUUAUUAAAACAAUUUCUGGACACUUUUUUGUGU
Pocillopora meandrina is the source of this 3166-nucleotide messenger RNA. Lineage: Eukaryota; Metazoa; Cnidaria; Anthozoa; Scleractinia; Pocilloporidae. The record is from the annotation of a GenBank genome assembly.